GAUGAAGUCCUUGCUCUGGAGGAUCGGCUUGUGGUCAGGCUGGAUGAUCUUGUCCCCCUUAUCCGUCACGAUGUCCAGUGGACCUAUGGCAGAUGUGCUGAUCAUGUGCUGGAUGGUUGUCAGAGAACCAAGAAAGCUCAUGAAGCCAACAGACACUGUCAGAUAGUUAAACAUGAAAACGGCAAAAAAAGAAACUUUGGUGUUGAUAUCUCAGAGAGAGGAAAUAUGGAUUCAGUCUGUGAUAGUGCCUGCAGUGGAGCAGCCAAUGUUCUAGUAUUAACUUACCCUAAGUAUUGCCGAUAUAGAGCCAUGCAGAAACGACUAGAAGGGGCUGAGAACCACUGGGCUCACCUGGCUGUGGUUGCUGCCAUCGGAGGGUUGUCUGGGAAUGGCUCUGGCUGUAGGAUCAUGUUCUGUCGGGAGACCUUCAGCCAAGUAGAGUACGAGGAGUUGAGCAUGAGAAUGGAUCACAUGUUGCCGGUCUUCAAGAACAACACAAGAGGCAAGAAGUGCAGACAUACAGGGCAGAAAGAUUCUCAGCAUGACUCUGACAGCAUGGAAGAGAACUAUUCCUUCACCAGCUGUCCACUGCCCACAUCAUCAAGGCCACGGAGGUCAGUGGAGUCAUUAGAUGUCAAUGAUGAGAAGGUGAGCACAGAGGAGCAGGCUUUUCUCAUUGGUCUUCACAAGUUCAUGCAUGAAGCACAGAUGCCCAUUGGUAGAAUCCCGUCUCUUGGCUUCAAACAGAUUGACUUGUAUUUUUUCUACAAACAAGCAGAGAGGCUUGGAGGCUAUGAUAUGAUCACAGAAAAGAGAAUGUGGAAGCGGCUGUAUGACCAACUGGGAGGUAACUCCAGCAAUACAAGUGCUGCAACCUGCACAAGGAAACACUAUGAGAGGUUAUUGCUGCCUUACGAACGACAUCUAAUCAAACAGAAGACUAAUAAAACAAAAAAGAAAGUGAAAAAAACAAUGAGCAUUGAAGCUGAUGUCAAACAAGAGGCUGUUGUUAAGCUUGAGGCUGGUGUAAGAAAUAAAGCUGUCAAACAGGAGCAUGGAAGUCCACACAUGGAAGAAGUAGCAGAGAAUGGGGAUGUUGUGAUAGCAAUACCUGAAGUGACAGUAUUCUCCAAGCCAGACUUGGAAGAAAAACAAGAGAGCUCUGAGAUAGCAGCCGUAGAAGAUGAAGCGAACUGUCAGGAUCACACUGAGACUGUUAAUGCUGGAGACAGCAGCAGCGGUCAGCACCUGACAGUUGCUGAGACAGAGCCUGUCCAACAGCAUCUUCCAACAUCUACAGCAGAUGUGACUGUGGUACCAACAGAGAAGCCUAAUCCACCAUAUACUAGUGAGAUGUGCAGCUUGCUGCCUGUUCAACCUUCUUGCGUGUUACAUACAGCUUGGCCGGUACUGACUCCAGAGGUGUUACCUGCAGCCAUCUCCAGCUCCUGGAAUCACUCUGGUGCAGAUGUAAUCUUGGCUGUUCCCAAAGAUAGUGUUAAAGCUUCUGUACAAGAGUCCAUGUUGUCUCUAGGCAAGAACCAAAAACCUUUGCCAGUUUCUCUUUCCAGCCUAGGCAGCUCUUGCAAGGCAUCAUCAUCACCAGCAGUUGUAGGUCAGACUUACCAACCAUCUUCACCAACUGGCCGGAGAGCCCAUAAAUUAGCAAACAGGGACACUGAAUAUCAGAUCACAUCUGUGCCUGUUAGCCAGGUCAGACCAGCCAACCACCUCUUACUAUCAUCUCAGCACUUGAACCAAAACCCAUCUAGUUCUAGCCAAAACCUGGCUAGUUCUAGCCAAAACCUAGCUAGUCCUAGUCAAAACCUGGCUAGUCCUAGUCAUCGCCUGGCAUCACUACUACAUCCAACACCUGCAGGUCAUCAACACCGACAGCAUUUGCCACCCGCCCCCAGCAGCGUCUAUCUCCACCCAUCAGCUACCAAUCAGUUAUCAUUGCUACAAGCUCCGACAUUCCCUGCACCUGCUGCACACUGCCAUGUGAGAAAACGUGCAUACCCAUUUGAGACUUGUACCACAGCAGCCACAGCUGCAGGCACAUUUCCCAGUCCCGAUAUGGUUCUUGAUCGAAUCAGACAUUGCACGUCUUUUCCUAUCAGCAGUCCCGUUUUGGCAAAACCCUCUGGUAGACAACAACGUUUUGAUGAUCCUCGAGAUAUUUUUAGACAGAUUCCACCACAAGCCGCAGCUGCCAGCCAAAUUCCCAGCCAGUCCUUGAGGAAAGAGACUCGGCUUCCACCAGCCAAACAGUCUAGUAACAAACCCAGCAACUCCGGCAGCAAACACAGCCAGCAGCAGCUGCUGCAGUCAGACAACUCAUUGUCUUCCUGUGACAGCAAAGUGACCCACUCCACGAAAGCAACAAGCCACUCUAAUGGAUUCAUUUCAUCUCCACGAUCUAGCAAAUCAGUGGCAUCAGUAUCACUCUGCCAGUCACCAGCGGGGGCAAACAAUGGUCGACUGACAUCAGCGUUAUUUGGGUCACAGUUCACAGCACUGCCAAGAAUUGCUAAGCCUUCAGACUUCUCCUGCCAGUCCACAAGUUUGCUGGAGCCAUCACUUCCAGCGGCAGCUACUGCCAUGACCUUGAACGCUCACCUUCAUCCAGCAUUUGUGAGUCCAUUUCUGCAAACAACGCCUGCAGCAGCAGCUGCACCAUCCAGCCCUGGACUGCAUCUUCUUGCUGGCGCCUACACCACCCCAGCCCAAAUCUCAGCAUAUGAAGAGAUGUUACGUCAGAAUGGUUAUGGUAGGUUUUUGACCGCAUCCACACAGAGAAAAGGAUUCAAGAAAAAGUGA
Candidula unifasciata is the source of this 2820-nucleotide messenger RNA. Lineage: Eukaryota; Metazoa; Mollusca; Gastropoda; Stylommatophora; Geomitridae. The record is from the annotation of a GenBank genome assembly.